Molecule: messenger RNA, 4387 nt
Organism: Lotus japonicus
Lineage: Eukaryota; Viridiplantae; Streptophyta; Magnoliopsida; Fabales; Fabaceae
Product: nuclear pore complex protein NUP1-like
Exons: 9
Coding region: 126-3923 (1265 amino acids)
Biological process (GO): nuclear membrane organization; poly(A)+ mRNA export from nucleus
Cellular component (GO): nuclear envelope
Source: RefSeq, a predicted model, not a curated record
CUCUCUUCCCACUUCCCCUCAUUCUUUCUCUCUCCACGAUUAAAACCCUAAUUUUGCACCGUCUCAAUUUCCUCUUUCCCUCUUCGCUCCCUCGCUCUCUGCUUCUCUGAGUAUUCUUCAUUCCGAUGGCGGCGGAAGGGAACGAGAAUCGCUACGAAAACGGAACCGGAGGCAAGUUCCGCAAACGCCUCUUCGGCAGGACCAAAACGACGCCGUACGACCGUCCUCCGGCCCCAACACCCCUCAGAAACCCUAACAGGAACAACGGUUGGUUCUCGAAGCUGGUGGUGGAUCCCGCUCACAGGCUCAUCACUCACAGCGCUCACUCCCUCUUCUCCUCUCUUUUCCGCAAGCGCCUUACACAUACCCCUCAUUCUUCAGAAACACAAAAGGAGGUGCAAGACAAUCAUCAAGAAGAAGCUGCCUUUGUUGCAAUCAACUCCUCUGGCAAGCAACAGGGAGCAGUUGGUGAAAGUGAUGUUCAAAUUAAUUGUUCUGAUGGAAGUGGAUUAACUGAACUUGAGAAGCUAUUGAAGCAGAAGACUUUUACCAGAUCUGAGAGGGAUCAACUGACUGCACUUAUGCGUUCAAGAACUGUGGGUGAACCCGUUAGGGAAGAAGAGAAGAAGACAGAAAUGGUUCCCUCAGAACCAUUUUUGCCUUUUAGAGAAAAGGAGGAAUAUCCCAAAACACCUGCACUGGAAAAUGGGAUUGAAAACCAUCUUGUUAAAACUCCAGAUAUUUUUACUUCCAGUGUUCCUACUGAGGAUUUUGCUUCACCUGCAGCGCUUGCAAAGGUUUACAUGGGGAGUAGGAAUUCCAAGGUAUCCUCAUCAAUGUUAGGCAUGCGGAAUCCUGCGCUUGGGGAGGAUUCAACUCCUCUAAAAAGUGAAAACCUUAGUCUUAAAUCCCCUAUUAUGUCGAUUGUGCCAAGGGCUACUAGGCAUGCUGCAGUUCAUGAAAAUGGUCGUGUGACCUCAAGAUCUUAUGGCAGAUCUGCAAUAUAUAGUAUGGCCCGAACACCGUACUCUAGAAUUUGUCCAACCUCUACUCUCAAGGGUGGGGUGCUUGCUAUUGAAGGUGGGCCGUCAUCUUCAACUCAGUCUGCAUUAGAUCAUGGCAUGCUUUCUGUAUCUAAACAAAGGGCGGUAAAGCGUAGAAGCUUAGCUUUGGAUAGUGAUAUAGGAUCUGGUGGUCCUAUACGCCGAGUCCGUCAAAAGUCUAAUAAAGGCUCAAGCUUACCUCUUUCUGGUAGUUCUCUAUCUUUUACUAAGAGUGGCUUGGGUAUUGAUGCUGCUCAGCAACCCUCAUCUUCCAUGCAAAAGCCUAAGUUUCUGGAUGAAGUGAAGCACAACCAUAUGAAAUUGUCAGAGCAAAAUGGUUAUGACACUGUACCUAGUAUGAGCCUCACCCCUUCACGCUCAAUAUCCAGUGAGACAGCUUCAAAAAUACAGCAGCAACUUGAUAGGUUGGUUUCGCCGCCUAAAGAAAAAUCAUCUGAAUUAAGGCUACAAAGUGCAUACAAUAACCCACCAAUGAAGUUGUCGCCUUCCAUGCUGCAUGGACAAGCUCUUCGAAGCAUGGAAAUGGUAGAUUCGUCAAAACUGCUGGACAAUUUACAAAGUAAUAAAUCAGAUGGCACAUUGGAAAAUUCGUCAGCUACAGCUCAGAAGCAGAAGUUAACAUCAAAUAGUACAUUGAAGCCUUCCAAUGAAUUACUACCAGCUGUAACAUCUGCAUGUGCUACAAAUUCUAGUAAUCAAGUCUUAUGUGAUGCAAAAUCUGUGGAUUCUUAUAUGAUAAAUUCUGUUUCUUACCCUCCACAAAAGAAGAGGGCAUUUCGUAUGAGUGCACAUGAGGAUUCUCUGGACCUGGAUGGUAUUGAUGACGCUUAUCCUGAUGGAGCUGUCUAUUCUUUUUCUCCAUUAGAGAAAGAAACAACAAGCUCCACUGUCAUGGCAGAGAAAAUUUCCUCUGGUACUGGAGCCAUUGCAAAGGAGAAUCCUUCUACUGUAAUGCCAUCCAAAAGUUUUACAACAGUUGAUGAAGCUCAUGUCCAGUCAGCUUAUGGGCCUAGGUUUGGUGAGAAGGUCAACGGAUCAACAUCUAUCACAUCAUCUAUGUCUGGACCAACCUAUACAUCAAGUGCAUCAGCUACACGGACAAAUUUUGGUUUCGACAAGUCUGAUUCGCCAAAUGGGUCAAUUGCUAAUCCUCCCCAGUUUAAUUUUGGGAAUAAAGCAGUUUUGUCAACAGGGUUAAUGUCUACUAGUGCUCCAUCAAAUGAGAUAACCAAUUCAGGCCCAAUAUUUGGCUCAUCAACUGAGCCUGGUGCUGAUGGUCCUCCGCUGAACUUCGGCACCAGUAAAAAUAUUGAUGAGGUUCCACCAAUGACAUUUACUGCUUCAACGCCAGUUCGUAAUGAAUCUACAUUUAUGACAUCUGGUACUUCUGAUUCCAAGCCAGGAAGCUCAAUCAGCCCAACUAGUGUUGCUGGUGUAAAUGAUUCUUUGCUUAAAGUUCGUGGAUUUAAUAAUGGUGAUGCUAAGACUAAUGUGGAUACUGGAUCAUCUGUUCGGGCAUCAGAACUAGCUGUUUCAUCUUCAAGCCCUUCAAUUCCUGCUUCGUUUCCAUCUCUUGUAUCAAAUAAUUUUACCAGUCAGGAUAUAUUCAGUAGUUCGUCCCUGGCAACAAGCUGCGGCAGUAGUGCCACUGCAGCUUCUGCUGGCAGUAGCGUGACAUCUAUUACUUCUGCCAUGUUUGGGUCAAGUAAUAAUGGUUCCUCUAUUCCAGCGGUUGCAACUUCAUCUUCUACAACUUCCUUUUUCAAAUUUGGAUCCUCUCCUAUCCCAUCAGCAGGUUUACCUCUGUCAUCUUCUGGCUCAGAACCACUAGAAACCAAGAGCAAGCAAGAUGCAGGAAGUGGUAGUCUUAGCAGCACUGUCUUUGGUAGCACAUCUGCUGCGGUUGGAAGCUCAGGGAGUGGCAUUUUUGGGUUUAGCUCUUCACCAGUGGCAAAUGUAACUAGCCAACCUCAGGGUUCUGUGAAUGGUACCCAGGCAUCAGCUGGUUCCAGUGGAUUUGCAACUUCUACUCAAACCCAGUCAGUUCCAUUUGGUUCAUCUGCAUCAUCCCCAUCUUUUGGGCUGAGUGGUAAUACCGCUUUUUCUUCAGGGACGUCAUUUCCUUCUUCAAGUUCUGCCACAAAUACAGCUUUUUCUUCUGGGAGUUCCUUGUUUUCUUCAAGUUCUUCCACAGGUAUUUUCAAUUCUGCUACAACUUUUGGACUCGGUACCUCUGCUUCCUCUUCAGCAGCCAAUUCUUUUAGCUCAAAUAGUGGUACAAGUUCUACUUUGUUUGCAUCUAGUUGGCAGCCGAGCACGUCUCCGUUUGGUUCCACAUUUAGUUCAUCAUCUUCAUCUGGGUUUUCCUUCGGAGCAUCCACUGCUUCUACCAUUUCACCCACGACGACUUCAUCAGCUCCUCAAUUCUCCUUCACUUCAGCUGCAGCCACUACCUCCACGCAGCCUGCUUUUGGAAGUACCAAUUCUGUUUUCACAUUUGGUUCAGCACCAGCUCCAGUUAAUAAUAAUCAGAUGACUAUGGAGGAUAGUAUGGCUGAGGACACAUUUCAACCGGCUCCACCGGCGGCAACUCCUAUAUUUGGUCAACAACCUAUAUUUGGUCAACAACCUCCUGUACCAGUUCAAUCAAAUUUUGUAUUUGGAGGAUCAACUCCAUCAGGAACCAGUCCUUUCCAGUUUGGUGGUCAACAGAGUAUUGCUCCACAGAACCCUUCUCCAUUUCAGGCUUCUGGCAGUCUUGAUUUUAAUGCUGGAGGGAGUUUCUCAUUGGGCUCUGGUGGUGGUGACAAGUCGGGUCGAAAAAUAUUGAGGGUUAAACAUAAACAGCGCAAGAAGUAAGAAUAUGACCAUCGUUGAUGAAAAUGGUUUCUUUCUAUCACUGCUGUAGGCUACAAUUCAGUAGUGCAACAAAUAAAUAAGCCCUGAAGAGGAAUGCUGAAUAUUGCUGUUCACUUAGCAAUCAGGACAAAAGUGAUGCUAUUGCAAACAGCAUAUGCAAAUUGCAACUUUGGUGUUCACCCUCCAUAUUCUUAGCGAAUACGAGGCAUAAGUAUUCCCAAUUUUGAUAUAGUAUGAUGUGAUGGAACAUAAUGUGCUCUACAUGUAAUGGUUUUAGGUCCUAGAGUUCAUGAUUUGGUCAGUUGUGAUGUUCCCAAAGGUCAUUGUAUUCUCCCUACUUGUAACAUACCCAGAAUUAGGUAUGAAUUUAUAGCUUACCUGGUUGUAAUUUUACAGUUCCAGCGACCAACCUGUGAAAUGAUUCUUAUCUUGUUUUGUGAUAUGCUUUUCAUGAGUUAUUGAUA